UUGCCAUACGGCUUUAGUGUGCGUUGAACUGUCGUGAGGGACGCGAGUGCAGUGAUUCUUGGUGACUCGUAUCCAAGCGUUUCUCCAUUCUUAACUAAUUUACUUAAAUGAAAGUGUGUUUAUUUAUUUUCUGGAUUAUAACGGAAGGCCAAUAGAGAAUUUCACGCAUAGGCAAAGUGUGAUAUGAGGUGUCUUGGCGUAAGUGGAGCUUCGCGGGCGUCGCUGUCGUUGUCGUUGUUGUCGCGGGAGGAGAUCGCGUAGCUGCGGCGAGAAAGUGGAGUCGAGGUGGAGGAGGGAGGUGUUGUGGUAGGCGGCGCCUGGCAGGAUGGACCACAGCGUGAAGGCCAUGACACCGCACCGUAAGGUGGCCUUUUCCCGGCUCUGCCACCGACACCGCUUCGAGAAUGACGAGCUGGAGAACCUCUACCGCCGCUACACCCUGAAGCUGCAGCAGGCCAGCGUGGCCGCCGCCACCGCUCUCCUGCUGGCGCUGUCGCUGCUCCUGGCCGCCCUGCACGUCUCCUACGUCAAGGAGGCCGCCCCGGCUCCCAUCACCCUCCUAGGGCUGUCCAUCAUCCUGGCCGCCCUCCUCGUCAUCCUUCACUCGAGGAUCAUGCGCCACUCCUACCUGCUGCCCACCUGCUACCUCCUGCUGGCACUCGGGGCCGUGGUGGUGACGUUGGCGCUUCCGCUGCCCACGACCUGGGGGUGGAAAGGUUGGCAGACGAUACCCACGGCCGGGCAGGGCGUGUGGCACGCGACGUUCAUGGCGUUCCUCGUUUACGCCCUGACCCCGGUGUCGACGCCGCUGGCGCUGGCGUACGGGGUCCUGCUCCCGGCAGGACAGGCGGCGUUGGCUGCUACGCUGGCCACCACCUUCACUCACCUCCAGUGGCAACAGUUCGUUGCGAAUGGUGUUGUGGCAGUGGCAGUCAACAUGGCAGGUGUUUGGCUCCAACAGAUGAUGGAGGCCGCACAGAGGAAGGCCUUCCUCGACACCCGAAACUGUAUUGCCGCCAGGCUUCAGAUGGAGGACGAAAAUGACAAACUGGAACGACUAUUGCUGUCUGUGUUGCCACAGCACGUAGCCAUGGAAAUGAAAGCAGACAUUAUCAAACCAGUUGAGGGCCAAUUUCAUAAAAUCUACAUACAGCGUCAUGAAAAUGUCAGCAUGGUGUUUGCUGACAUCGUAGGGUUCACAGUGUUAGCAUCUCAGUGCACAGCUCAGGAGUUAGUUCGUCUUCUAAAUGAACUUUUUGGUCGAUUUGAUCAGUUAGCUGAUGACAACCACUGUCUUCGGAUAAAAAUUCUUGGAGAUUGUUACUACUGUGUUUCUGGUCUUCCUGAACCUCGCAGUGACCAUGCAAGGUGUGCUGUAGAAAUGGGACUAGAUAUGAUCGAUGCAAUUGCGGGUCGCUCCUGUUGUGGGGGAGAGGAUUCCCAGAUCCUUUCUGGCUAUCCCACCAAGACAGAAUCUGUUGUAGAUGCAACUGAUGUUCAACUCAAUAUGAGAGUUGGGAUUCAUACUGGACGAGUUUUGUGCGGUGUAUUGGGAUUACGAAAGUGGCAGUAUGAUGUUUGGUCUAAUGAUGUCACCUUAGCAAACAUGAUGGAAGCUGGAGGAGAGCCUGGGCGAGUUCAUAUAACUCAAGCAACACUUGACUGCUUAGGGAGAGAAUAUGAAGUUGAAUUAACCGAUGGGCAGAGCCGUUCUCAAUAUUUGCGUGAACAUAAUGUUACAUCAUAUUUCAUUAUUCCACCACCACGUAGAAGAAAGCCCUUGCUAUUCAACACUCUUCAGGUCCGAUCUGCCCUAGGCUCAUCUCAUCGUAGAAAACUUUCCUUCAAGAAUGUCAGUAAUGUGGUGGUUCAGCUUCUUCAUUCAAUCAAGUACUCCAUGGAGGUGCCAUUUUCCAAUAUGGCUAUUCCCCCUCAAGACAAGUCAACAUCUAUUACUAAAAAGAGGAAUAUAUUCUUUCACGAAUACUACGAAAUAGAGCGAAGUUGCCCACAAUCUAGUCUUCUGUCUGAGAAGUUUAAACGGCCAUUCAAGAAAAGACUUUCUUCUCUUCCUCAUACACCUUCAAAUCGGGUUAACAAAUACCUCGCUCAAGCAAUAGAAGCUAGAUCUGUAGACAGGGAGAAAUCCACUCAUGUAUCACUCUCAACAUUAUGUUUUAGAGAUGGAGAAAAAGAGAAAAAUUAUCAUGAAGAAGUGGACAUGGGAUUUGGGAACUCCUUGCUUUGUUCCUUGUUUUUACUGUUGUUUGUGGCAUCAGUGCAGGCACUGGUGUUACCACGUACACUGCUCUUCCUCUUCUUGUUUUUGGCAGCAUUUGUGACAAUAUCUGUUAUGCUUAUAGUUCUCCUGGCAGCCAGGCUUAAAGUAACUACAUGGGACCCAGCAAGAAGAUUCGUUCUUCGGCUGAUUCUGACUAUUGUGGCAAUAACAGUUAUAUAUGUUAUGGCACAAGUUAACUCGUUUACGUGUGAAUUACCUCAAGUUCCAUGUGUUACCAACGUCACGGACUUGACUCCUACCCGUGUAGGACCACAAGAAUUUGUCCGUAAUCUUUGGUGUCCACUUCCAGAAUACAUUCCCCUUUCUUGCAUUGUGGGUUUUAUGGCAGUGGCAGUUUUUCUUCGUCUCCCUGUGUUGGUCAAGAUGCUUCUUUUAGUGUCAAUGGCUACUGUGUAUUCAUUGCUUAUUUUUAUAACCCAUCUUAGCCUUUUCACUUGUUAUGACAUACGAGUUGGGGCACUGGUUCCAACUGAAGUUUUGGGAGUAGUGUAUAUAAUUCUGUUUUUGUUAGCUGUUAUAGCACAUGGCCGCCAAGUUGAAUGGACAGCUCGUCUUGAUUUUUUGUGGCAGUGUCAGGCCUCGGAGGAAAAGAUGGAGAUGGAUGCCUUGCAGGAGAGCAAUCGCCGUAUUUUAUUCAAUCUGUUACCAGCUCAUGUAGCCACUCAUUUUUUGGAUAACCAGUUCAGAAACAACAUGGGCAUCAAAGGGAGCAGGUAUGAGGAAUACAGUCUUUUAUUGCAAAGGCAGAUCGUCCUGAAAGCUUAUGAUAGUUUGUCAGAAGGAGAAGCACAGCAGGAUCUUUACCACCAAAGUUACAGCCGUGUUGGUGUAAUGUUUGCCUCUGUUCCAAAUUUUCACGAAUUUUAUACAGAAUUAGCUGUAAAUAACCAGGGUACUGAAUGCUUACGCCUACUUAAUGAAAUUAUUGCCGAUUUUGAUGAGUUACUGGAUGAUGAGAGAUUCAAGGCAGUGGAUAAGAUCAAGACAGUGGGUUCUACUUUUAUGGCUGCUGUUGGUCUUAUGCCUGACAUGAGGAUCCUUGAUCACAGUGAAGAAUCAGCAAUUUAUUACAUGACAAUGCUCACAGAGUUGGUAUUUGCAUUCAGGGAAAAAUUAGCAAACAUCAACGAGAACUCUUAUAAUAGUUUUACAUUAAGAGUUGGUAUGAACAUUGGACCAGUUGUAGCUGGUGUCAUUGGUGCUAGGAAGCCUCAGUACGAUAUAUGGGGCAACACUGUCAAUGUUGCAAGUCGUAUGGAUUCAACAGGCCUCCCAAAUCACACUCAGGUAACAGAAGAAGUUUAUCAGGUAUUGCGCAAAGGAUCGUAUCAGUUUCAAUGUCGGGGGAAAGUCAAAGUAAAAGGAAAGGGAGAGAUGACAACCUACUUCCUGACAGACCGAAAAGAACCAACUACUAUGAAGGCUGAAGACAGUAACAGACCACCUAAGGUACCACCUCAUCUGCAAAGUUAUGCCCCGGAUCAUGGGUGUGGUUGGCCUAUGUGGGCAGCGUACUGUGUGGUGGGGCGGUGUGGCGGGACACUGCACCCCCCUCAUGCUUCCUUGCACCCACACCACCGCCACUACCACACCCACAAUGGAGGUUUGUUUGGAGGAGUAGCAACACCUCUUACAAUGGUUCCCCCUCAGAUACCUCCUCACGGCCGCAGUCUUUCUCAAGGAUUGACAGGGCAUGGUGGGCACGGUCAGUCUGGGGGAACUCCAAGGUCAAGAAGAAAUAGAGACUCCUUCUCUGAUGAUCUUCUUAUCAUAAAUUCAGAUGUUAACCAGUGUCGACCAAAAAUAGUUGGGCGCCAACAAGGACGAGAAGCUCAAAGAUGUGAAGAGGAACCUCUACUAUCCAGAGCACCUCCAGUUCCUUUAAAUGCCCAUGUAUUACCACCUAGAUAUUCAGUUGCUCAGAUGCGUGCUAGCAAUAAAUCUCAAACACCAACACGUGCUGCAAUGCAGCAAAUGAAAAUUCAAAACUAUGAUACAAAUCCUAAAACAUACUCACAAUCCCGUCCUCGCACUUACCGCCCAGAUGAAUAUAAUUUGCCUCAAAAUUCUUAUGUUCCAAACUGGAGUCGGUCUCAGAGUGGUGGACAUGGUGUCCGACAUUGUAGCAGUGUAGGAAGAAAGAUAGCAGGGCACAGUCAUACAUCUCCAAGGAAAGAAAGUGAUGACAUUCAUUCACGAUCUGCUGACAUUGGAAAAGGUGCUCUUAGUGGUGGACUUGUUCUGCCACCAAUGCCACGCCAUCAUCAUGUCGAGGAAGCAGGUGUGCGGCAUAAAUUGCGGUCGUUUGCUAGACAUUACAGUGAUGACAGUUUACAUGGUUCAUCUCACAGAGAUCUUCAGUCAACCCGCAUUCACUCCUCAGCAGAUGAAAUUAGCUCUCUUAAUCGUUCACCCAGUCUCAGUUCAUCUGAUGAGAGCUUUUCACGUACUGACUUUUCCAGAACAGAUGCAGAUUCUCCUUCUCCUCAGCGUGCUCCUUCUCUCAGUGAUGAACGUUUUAAAUAUAUGUUUAGUGGCAUGAAUCUGGAAGGGGCAAUGGCACCUAGUUUUAGAGAACUGUCCCCUCAGAUUUAUUCCGAUUACUUAUCUAGUGUUAAAGCUUCGAGUGAUGAAAGUUCGUUACGUUUGAACAGUCUGUCUCAUGAUUCAACAACUUAUUCUUAUCCUAAUGUACCUGGACUGUGGAGGGAAACUGACAUAGCAAGCCCUUCUCUUGAUGAUAAAAUGCGAAGAGAUGAUUUAGUGAUUCCUAAAUUGACAGCUGAAUUUUCAAGUGACAAAAUAAAACGUAAUAAACACAGUGAUAAAGGUGAUGUGGAAGUUCCGUCCCAUACUGAUAAUUGUGUGAGUCACAGUGCCUCUCCUUCUAGUGAAAAAAUAAGGCCAGGAUGCAGGUUGAGUUAUGUUGACUGUGAUUUAAAUUCUCCCUCUAGAACUAGUGCAUCGGGUAGCACAAGUCGUAUGAGAAGUUUAGAGAAAAGUCCUCGAGAAAGUACUGCUUUGACACCAGACAGUGUUGUAAUGAUGUCAAAGAAACGUUCUCUGUCAAGGGAAGAGGCUGCAAAAAUGAGUAAUCAUAUGCCAAUCGAUCUGGAUUCCUGUAGAAAGAGAAGUACAGAACGUCAAAAGCGGGAUGGAGAAUGUCAAACAGACCCUAGAACUCACCAUCACCAUCACCACCACCACCAUCACCAUCAUAAGAAUAUUGCUGGAGUUGCUAACAAGAGUGAGAAGAAAAUUGAGAAAUCAGCAACUUUUGAGGGCAUCCCUGAAGAUUUAAAGUCGGCAGCAUGUGAUAACAACGAAGGAAGGUACUGUAGCCCCAAUCAAAAUAUAGAGUAUGAAAUUAAAGGGGAGACAGAGCAUCAGCUCAGUUCUGAUGUCAGCAACAAUAAUUCAAGAAACUGUAAUAUAAAAGAGAGUCAUGAAACUAGCACACUAGAAGGUUACUCUGCUCUCCAAAAAGCAGCUAGACUCCAGGAGGAUGAGCUGAAUAAUGUGCUUGUCUCCCCUGAUCAGUUUAGAUUGGAUCAUUAUACUGUAAACUCACCUUCCCUUAAUCCACUUACAACAGAACAGCAGCAGAUUGACCCAGUAAUGCUUGGCCUUCAUUUUGACCCAUGCGUUAACCAAACUGUUCUACAGCUUACCUCAGCUUCCAUAGAGGGGAAUGUAAAGUAUCAACACUUAAUCAAUCCUGAAUCAGCCAAAAGACCUCUAGUUGAAUCAGAGCUUCUAAAACACCAAGCCAGUGCCUCAUGGGGGCGUGUAGGUAGUAUAUACCCCCCGGAAAUUUUGGUCCCACAGAAAGUUACGCCACUUCAGAAUAUGCAGAGAUACAAUUCAGGCUCCAGAAUUCCUGCAGCUUGUGCGCACAGUGAAUAUGAGAAUAUGGAAUCAGAUGUUGUGGAGGCAUCAACAGAUGACGAAGGGUUAAAUGAUCGUAAGAAAGAAAAAUCAAGCGCUAAUAAAUUACCAGAAGUUGAAAUUAAUGUGGAAAGUCAGAAUGAUCCUCAGAACAUCCAAAGUUGUGAUGAUGAUGAUGUUAGAUCUUUUGAGGAAGAGGAGCGAAGGAUGGCCCAAGAAGGUGAUAGUGGGCAACUUAAAGAUAGCAACACUUCAAAUUUAGCAAUACCAGUUGGUGGUGAUGGAGGUGAAACAAGUCAGUCAGAAUGGAGUGAAGACGAUGAUGGGGCUGCUUCUGAACCUUUACUAGACCAGGAAAGUACUGGUUAUACAACUGAUGAUCCUGCCCUGGAGCAAGUAUCGAUGAUGAAUGAUGCUGGUCUCACAGAUGCUGAAGGUGCUUUGAGUGAUGUUAACUCCAUAUACAAUGACCCUCACCAGUACGAUGGUGAUAUGGAUGACACAAGUAUGUCUUCGCGUGCUUCUUCUAGAAUUUUUGAAUCAGAUGCUAUUAUAUCAUUUGAUCAGAUUAAUGCCUAUUAUGAAUCAGAAUAUGAUAAUUACAGACCUAGUGCAAUGGCAUCAGAUGGAUUUGACACAGAACCUCUUUCUGAUGUUGAUCUUGAUGGUAUUGAAGGCAUGAAUCUGCAAAAUAUUAGAUCAAUGUCAGAAAGCAUAACUAGAAACUUUGGUCAGCCUAGAAGUGAAACGGAUGUUGAUAGUGAUGUAUGAUAUUGGGUAAAGUCCUUAGUGGAAGACUACUGCAUUGAAACUACUGUAUAGACAAAAAUACAACUCGGUACUAUGUGAAGAAAUGGAAGUAUUUUUACUAUGGCAACUAACUCCCCCUCAUAUAUCUGUGGCACAGCCGCAAUAUCUCAAGUUUCAUUCACGUGGUAUUGUUCAAGAAAAGCACAAUACAUUUUGUAAAUAUUGUACUGUAUAUAAAUAUAUAUAUAAUAUAUAUAUAUAUAUAUCACUUGAAGAAGUGAUUUUAUGAAAAUUUGUUUGAACAAUGGCUUUUCAGUCGUUAACAUUUGUGAUAAUAGUAAAGUUGAAAUGCAAAGAUUAAGGAUUAUAUUAUUCAAUGAGCCUGAGGAUUGUAUUGUAUGUUGGAUGUUUCAAGUUACAUUAGUGUGCCAGCAAUGGCUUAAGGUUGUUAGAAUAUAUGUUUAAAUUGUGAACACAUAUAAAUGUCUUGAGUGUGUAUAAGUCUCAGUUUAGAGAAAGAUUAUAGAAAUUUAUUGUUACUUGUAACUUGAAUUAUAUAAAGUUUGUUAUAGAUUGGAAAAAAGAGCAAUAUAUUAAAAGGUAAUCAAUUGCUUAAUAAUGCACACAUUCAACUCAAAACAUUUUUUCAUUAUCUUGUUGAUGGGGAUCUUUCAAAGUCUUUGUUGCGAUAAUGCAUUUAGGAUAUGCAUAUUUUACAUAUAUACAAAACAUCAGGUUCUUUGUUCAUGAGUAAAACUGCAUGUUUAUACUGUAUUAUUGUGUAAUAAUAUGUAACUUAGUCAUGUUUUCUUUGAAAUUGAAUUUUUUCUUAUUUCAUAUAGAAAAAAUUAACAAGACAGUAGUAAUGAGGUAAUUGUGUGUCAAAUUGUAUUGGCUUCAUAAACCAUUAUUAAUCUUACAAACUAAAGUUAUUUUGUUGCAAGUAAUUUGUCUGAAAAAGUCACUCAGGUUUAACCUGGAAAACUAUUUACUUUGGUAAUUUUUAUACUACUUGUGGACAAGAAAGAUGAUGGUAUGGGCUGUUUCUUAUCAAGAUGACUAUAUUUUUUCAUUAAUAAUAAUCAUCCCAUUUGUUACACCUAAUGUCAAAUAAAUAAAGUUUUUGUUGAUUACUUCUAUAGCUUAAUUGAAAUACACUGACUUCUACAAAUCCUGAAAUUUCUUUCUUAACUAGGCUUGAAAUUAUAGAUUUAAUAGGGAAUAUUUCAACUUCUCUAUUCAAUAUUUUCAGUAUGAGCAGCUAAAAAUUUUACUGGAAUUCUUCAAAAAUAACUUUUACCUUUUGGUUUAGAAGUCAUUAAUAAAAAGUUCUUUAUUUGCAAGGUAUGUGUUAAAUAUGCCAGUAUUUUUUUCUUUUUUUUUAGUUGCAGUUAUGUAACAAACCAGUUUCUGUAAUCUUGUAAUAAAACUGACUAAGUUAAAGCAGUUGAGAGUAAAAAUUAUUUUUGUAGAGUGUUUAGUAAAUCCUUUAGAAAUGUUUUAAUAUUUUUAGACGGCUGUGAUUAAAAUUGGUAGUUCUUCACUUUAUCUUUUAUUGUAUGAUAAAUGGCUAUCUUAUUCAUAGGGGUGUUGCUGUCUGUUACUUUAAACAUAUGAAAUAUACUGUGACAAGUCA
Macrobrachium nipponense is the source of this 8576-nucleotide messenger RNA. RefSeq names its product adenylate cyclase type 1-like. The transcript is spliced from 27 exons. Bases 326 to 6961 code for a protein of 2211 amino acids. Gene Ontology annotation, cellular component: plasma membrane. Gene Ontology annotation, molecular function: adenylate cyclase activity. Gene Ontology annotation, biological process: intracellular signal transduction; adenylate cyclase-activating G protein-coupled receptor signaling pathway; cAMP biosynthetic process. The record is from RefSeq and is a predicted model, not a curated record. NCBI's taxonomy places the organism in Eukaryota, Metazoa, Arthropoda, Malacostraca, Decapoda, Palaemonidae.